Molecule: messenger RNA, 2186 nt
Organism: Malania oleifera
Lineage: Eukaryota; Viridiplantae; Streptophyta; Magnoliopsida; Santalales; Ximeniaceae
Product: pentatricopeptide repeat-containing protein At4g21705, mitochondrial-like
Exons: 2
Coding region: 184-1719 (511 amino acids)
Cellular component (GO): mitochondrion
Molecular function (GO): protein binding
Source: RefSeq, a predicted model, not a curated record
UCACCAAACCCCUUUUUAAUAUUUUAUUAAAUAAAAAAAAUCAAAAAUGGAAAAAACUCCUUAAACCCUAGUUCCCAUCGCACCCCUAAACCCCUCCAUCCUUAAACAAAAUUUCAUUCAUCCCGAAGCUCAUCACAGACUCCCCAUCUUUUUCGACACCGCCCAACAUUCUUCUUCUUCUUCAUGGGUGGUUCAACCCUAUUCUCAAUCUUGAACAGAUUGAACUCGAUUAAUGCCAAUCAUUCCGUCUCUCGCAACUCCACAAUAAAUGCGCUCUUUAGCAGGUCAUACUACAUUGGCAAGUACUCCAAGAGCAACCUCUAUUCUAGAAUUAGUCCUGUCGGGGACCCUAAUAUCAGUGUUGUUCCUCUGCUUGAUCAGUGGGUCGAUGAGGGCAAGAAGGUUAGAGAUCUUGAGUUGCAGCGCAUCAUUCGCGAUCUCCGCCGCCGCAAGCGCCACAAGCACGCCCUCGAGGUUUCUGAGUGGAUGAGUAACAAGGGACUCUGUCCAUUUUCCUCUGGUGAUCGUGCUGUGCAGUUGGAUUUGAUUGGUAGUGUCCGUGGGUUGAAUGCUGCAGAGAGCUACUUCAAUUACAUGAGUGACCAAGAUAAAUGUGACAAAACAUAUGGUGCUCUUCUAAGUUGUUAUGUCAGGGAAGGCCUCAUUGAUAAAUCUCUCUCUCAUGUGCAAAAGAUGAAAGAGAUGGGUUUUGUUUCCUCAAAUCUCACUUACAAUAACCUCAUGGGUCUCUACACACAUGUUGGCAUGCUUGAGAAAAUUCCUAAUGUGCUAUCAGAGAUGAAGGAGGAUGGAAUCUCUCCCAAUAACUUUAGCUACAGAAUUUGCAUUAACUCGUAUGGGGCAAGAUCUGAUAUUGAAAACAUGGAGAAGCUUCUUGAAGAAAUGGAGAGUGAACCUCACAUCUCCAUGGACUGGAGCACUUACACCAUGGUGGCCAAUUUCUACAUUAAAGCAGGUAUCAAUGAGAAAGCAAUUGCAGCCUUGAAGAAAGCUGAGGAGAAGAUUGAUAAAGAUGCGCUUGGAUACAAUAAUUUGAUUUCGCUCUAUGCGAGUCUUGGGAAUAAGUCAGAGGUAAUGCGAAUAUGGGGUCUUAAAAAAGCUGCUUUGAAGAAACAAAUAAACAGGGACUAUAUGACUAUUACGGGUUCAUUGGUGAAGCUUGGUGAGCUUGAAGAAGCUGAGGAAUUGCUUAAGGAGUGGGAGUCAUCUUGCCACUUAUAUGAUUUCCGGAUGCCGAAUAUACUCCUUAUUGGGUAUUCUCAGAAGGGACUAGUUGAAAAGGCUGAAGCAAAGCUUAGAGAAAUAGUUGAUAAAGGGAAAACUCCAAUUCCCAACAGUUGGGGAAUCUUGGCUGCAGGGUAUGUUGCUAAGCAGAAGAUGGAGAAGGCUGUAGAGUGCAUGAAGGAAGCUCUGGCAUUACGAGCAGAAAACAUGUUGUGGAGGCCGAAACCUGGUGUGAUUUCAAGCAUAUUGAGUUGGCUUGGAGAUAAUGGACAAGUUGAGGAAGUAGAAGCUUUUGUGAGCUCAUUGAAGGAAGUGGUCCCAAUGGACAGGGAAAUGUACUAUGCUUUGAUCAAGGCAAAUCUGAGAGGUGGGAAAGAAGUGGAUGGAAUUUUAGAGAACAUGAAGACUGACAAAAUUGAUGAAGAUGAAGAAUUGGAGAAGAUCCUUAGCUCAAGACAGGAGAAAGCUGGGUGACCCUCUUGCAGCUCGUGGCUGAGUUUCCUUGCUUCGGCUUAGUAAGCCCUAAUUUAUCACCCCCAGUCUCAGAGCCUGUUACCAGUGCAUUUCAAUUGAAUGAAGCAAUCAAGAUGUGCCAUAUCUGAUUAAUGAAGGUUGCUUGCAAGCCUUUGAAAUGCUGCUUAUUAUUAUUAUUAUUGUUGUUUUCAGUACUCACAAAUUCAGCAUAUCUCAAAACUAUUUGCACACAAUGGGAUGUACUGUUUGUAGGUAUCAGGUCUACAAGGUCCGCUGAGGUUUCGGAUGUACAGGUAAUUGAUGCAGGCCUUAAAUUGCCCUGUUGGGUGGCGGCUUUGUUUACUUCAACCCUGAAGCUGGGGGUGAUGCCUGGUUUACUUAGGUGAAAAAUUGUACGGUUUGAAUUUUGAAGUUCCAUGGUUGAUCAUGUAGCUCAAGCCACUAGAUUGAAUUUCACUGGUGGUGAA